GGAGGCAAAGAUGAAGACAAAGAUCCUUCCUCUCCUUGGGUUACUGUAUGUUGCAUGUUCUUGUGCUUUCCCAGUGGUUCCAGAAAUGGAAAAAGAAGAUAUGCAAUUUGCUAAGAAAUAUCUGGAAAAUUUUUAUGAUUUUAAAGAAGAGAAAAAUUCUCUCUUUAAAUCAAAGAACCUCAAUCAUAUGGCUGACAAAAUCCGAGAAAUGCAGUCAUUCUUUGGGCUAGAGGUAACUGGGGAGCUGAAUCACAAGACACUGGACAUGAUGAAGCAGCCUAGAUGUGGAAUACCAGAUGUUCGUUCAUACAGCACCUUCCCACAGAGCCCUAGGUGGCAGAAAGAAGAUGUGACAUAUCGGAUUUUGAACUACACUCCAGACAUGCUACAAGCUGAUGUAGAGGAAGCAAUUGCAAAAGCCUUCCAGCUCUGGAGCAGUGUCACCCCUCUGAGGUUCACCAGGAUUUAUAGUGGUCAAGCAGAUAUCAUGAUCUCCUUCGCAGCUGGAUUUCACGGUGACUUCUAUUCAUUUGAUGGUCCAGGAGGAACUCUGGCUCAUGCCUACCCCCCCAGCAGUGGGAUAGGAGGAGAUGCCCACUUUGACGAAGAUGAAAACUGGACCAAAUUUACUACCUAUAGUGGAUACAACUUAUUUCUCGUUGCUGCUCAUGAGUUGGGCCACUCACUAGGUCUUGGUCAUUCCAAUGUCUUUGGUGCUUUGAUGUAUCCUAUAUAUAUGGCCAGGGAUACAAGGGACUACAGGCUUCCUCAGGAUGAUAUUGAUGGCAUUCAGGCCCUCUAUGGACCCCCCAGGGAAUCUUCUGCACUUCCAACAAAAGCUUUUCCCCCACAAGAGCCAACUGAAAUGAUACCUGCAGAAGCACCAACUGAAAUGUCACCCCGGGAAGAACCAACAGAAACAACUCCCUCCAAAAUCCCCACAAGACCAGAGGACUGUGACCCUCAUUUGACUUUUGAUGCUAUCACUACUCUCCGUGGGGAAAUACUGUUCUUCAAAGGCAGCUACGUCUGGCGCAAAAGUCCAUAUUUCUCAGACAUUGAGCACGACACCAUCUCCUCUUUCUGGCCAUCACUGGCAGCUGGCUUUGAUGCUGCUUAUGAGGUUGACAAGAAGGAUCAAGUAAUGUUUUUUAAAGAUGACCAGUACUGGGCUGUCAGCGGCUACAGCAUACAGCAAGGCUUCCCCAAGCCUAUUCAGAACCUGGGCUUCCCCUCAAGUGUCGGGAAAAUCGAUGCAGCUGUUCAUGAUCAAAAUACCAAAAAAACCUAUUUCUUUGUAGGCAACAAGUACUGGAGUUUCAAUGAAAACACUCGAUCAAUGGAAAGGGGAUAUCCAAGAAAAAUAGCAGCUGACUUCCACGGAAUUGGCCACACAAUUGAUGCUGCCCUUCAGAAAAAUGGACAUUUCUACUUUUUCCAUGGAUCAAACCAGUAUGAGGUUGACAUCAAGAACAAGAAACUCAUCCGUAUAAUGAAGAGCAACAGCUGGUUUAAUUGCUAG
Messenger RNA from Chroicocephalus ridibundus (black-headed gull), 1522 nucleotides. Its product is annotated as stromelysin-1-like. The transcript has 10 exons. The coding region runs from base 11 to 1522 and encodes 503 amino acids. Gene Ontology annotation, biological process: proteolysis; collagen catabolic process; extracellular matrix organization. The record is from RefSeq and is a predicted model, not a curated record. Gene Ontology annotation, cellular component: extracellular matrix. Gene Ontology annotation, molecular function: zinc ion binding; metalloendopeptidase activity. NCBI's taxonomy places the organism in Eukaryota, Metazoa, Chordata, Aves, Charadriiformes, Laridae.